AUGGUGGUCGUGAAUAAACCGGCUGGGUUACCUACUCAUCCGUCAGGGAAGUACAGAUUGAACAGUUUGACUGAGGUGCUGGUAGGACAGUUGGGGUAUACGGUGCAUCCUACUCACCGGCUGGACAGAAUGACGUCGGGGAUCGUUGUGCUGGGGAAAACUGCUCAGGCCACUUCCCGGUUUAGAACCGAUUUGACGAAUAGCAACAAUGUCCACAAAGAAUAUUAUGCUAAGGUGGUGGGAAGAUUUCCUUUAGAAGAUACGACUUUUGAUUUCCCGCUGUUUGAUAUCGACGCCAAUCGGGACCGGGCCUCGUUCAUGAAAGCGUUUGCCAACCGUAAACCAGCCCAGACCAAGUUCAAGUUGGUCAGAUACGAUUUGAAAGACGACUCGAGUUUAGUCAAAUGCGUGCCUGUUACGGGUCGAACCCAUCAGAUUCGCAAACACCUGGCUCUUAUGGGCCAUCCAAUUGCCAACGAUUCAUUGUACAAGCGACCGGUGUUCAGAGAAAUCAGUCUGCUGCUUGAGAAAAAGAACAUCGAAUCUGAAAAAGAGCACGAAUCAGCAGUCUCAGAAGCAUUCACACGACUCCAACUGGCAGCCAAACAAAGCAGACUGGACAAACUGGAAACUGGCAACGAAACCUGUCCCGAAUGCCAAGUCCAACUGUUCAAAGACUCCACCCCCGACGAAAUGUUUAUAUACCUCCAUGCCAGACAGUACACCUGCCAGGAAAACGGCGUCACCAAAUGGGACUACCAGGCCCCCCUGCCGCCAUGGGCGCGGUGA
Messenger RNA from Sugiyamaella lignohabitans, 789 nucleotides. RefSeq names its product bifunctional DRAP deaminase/tRNA pseudouridine synthase RIB2 (gene RIB2). Gene Ontology annotation, biological process: pseudouridine synthesis. Bases 1 to 789 code for a protein of 262 amino acids. Lineage: Eukaryota; Fungi; Ascomycota; Dipodascomycetes; Dipodascales; Trichomonascaceae. The record is from RefSeq and is a predicted model, not a curated record. Gene Ontology annotation, molecular function: RNA binding; pseudouridine synthase activity. The transcript has a single exon.